AUGUCACCAAUUACAGGCGUUUGUAUUUAUACCACUGAUGCAUUUUAUGUUUAUACUGUAUUUUUCCUCGGUAUUAUUCUCAGUGGUAUACCUAUUUUAAUAACGAUGACAUUUGGAAUCUUAGCUUAUCGAAACAUAAGAAAAACAAUUAUUCUCACGCGUCUACGUAUUGACCGACAAUUGACAAUGAUAAUUUUCAUUCAAGUUUUGCUUACCUUAAUAGGUCUUAGUCCAUAUGUUAUUUACAAUGCUUAUGCAAUUAUUACGAUGAAUAAUGAAAAGAGUGCUGAUCGAAAAGCCAAGGAGGCAUUGGCUUCUAACAUUACUUAUCUUUUUGGUUCAGUUGCCUAUGCAGGACGAUUCUAUCUUUUCAUGUUUUCAUCACCUCGUUUUCGUCGUACAGUGAAAGAUCAAAUCUUAUGGUGGCGACGACCACAACGCAUUGUUCCUUUGGCAAGAUGA
This is a messenger RNA of Rotaria sordida, 462 nucleotides long. The record is from the annotation of a GenBank genome assembly. NCBI's taxonomy places the organism in Eukaryota, Metazoa, Rotifera, Eurotatoria, Philodinida, Philodinidae.